This is a messenger RNA of Clupea harengus (Atlantic herring), 5241 nucleotides long. RefSeq names its product Rho GTPase activating protein 1 (gene arhgap1). Gene Ontology annotation, cellular component: cytoplasm. Gene Ontology annotation, biological process: small GTPase-mediated signal transduction; negative regulation of endocytic recycling. Gene Ontology annotation, molecular function: GTPase activator activity. The record is from RefSeq and is a predicted model, not a curated record. Lineage: Eukaryota; Metazoa; Chordata; Actinopteri; Clupeiformes; Clupeidae.
UAGCUGCAGUGCAUCAGACAACAAGCAGUUUUAGCUAAUUAACGAUGGAGAAGGUUUAUUGCCUUCAUUAGUCUGCUCGACAAGAUGCACGUUACGGGGUCUUCGAUCUCUUUGAAAGCUAGGAAUCGCCAGAUGGUUUAACUCCUUCAUGCAUGCACAUGAAGGGUCAAGGAAAUUUGCUAGGUUAUCUUGCGAAGCUUAUUUCAAUUAUCUACGCUUACAUUAGCCUGGAAGUCAUUCAGUCCUCUCAUCUCCUGUGUGCAAAUGUCUGUAAAACCUCUACCGUAGGGCAGAUGUGCUUAACGGUGAUGUUCAGAUGCGUUAAUUUAGUGUCAAACGUUCUUACAUUGUUAGCUAUAAGGUUACUUGAAAUAGUUGUUAAUGCAUUGUCUAUGAAUAUAAUGGAAAAGGGCAUGGCUUUGAUGUAGCCAGGUGAUGUUAAUUCACCGCUGGGGAUUUGUGAUAAAAGCAUAUUGGCAUACAUUGGUUAGAGGAUUAUUAUUUAUAUUAACCAUUAGGUCACGUUUAUUCUGACAUUUCUAUUAAACUUGCAAAUCAGUAAAAAAAAAGUCUGUCAUGAUCACCAGAGGCAUUUAGGAGUACUUUGCCAUCGCGGUGUGUUCAAAUGGUGAAUGACAAAAUCUUGUUCUUAACCUUGCAGCCUAUGGCCAGUAUAAUCUGAAGAUGAAUAAUAUUUGCAAAAUGACAUCUGUUGUCGAUCGUAUAGGCCUGCGCAUGUGUUAGUGAACGUAUGCAUUCUUAUACAUUUAAAAAUGCAGCGAUGUCAUUGGACAGCUGUUGAAUGGUUCAUCCGUGUUGCCUGUGAACAAACCAGUCUGCAAAGCAAGCAGGAAGAAAUCGUUCGCAAAAUACAUAUGGCAACCUGACAUAUGUACAGUGACAGAAUGGCAAAGAGGCAGAACUCGAGUCGUCCUGAAUAUGUUCUUGCUCAUUGAAUAAAUGUGUAAGAAGGAGCCUGUGUAUUCGCUAAAAAUAACCUCAGAUUGUGUCGCAUUUUAGCAUUCUGCCUGAAUCCGCUUCUGCCGCAUGGUCAGCGAAUGUAUUCUUCAGAACGCACUGCUGAUAUUUAAUGCAACGGAAUUUAACAGCAGGCUACAUACCCAUUCGAUUGUAAGCGGUCUACGCCUUGUAGCAUCAGCAAUCGGACUUAAAGGGCUCUGAUAGACAAGGAAUCUUCCAAGUGCUGCACAGCCACAGCCAGAGGACCACCAUGUCCUCUCCCUCAGAAGUUCUGGUCGACUUUCAGGAUGACCUUGCUGUAGAUGAUGCCCCCAGCAGUGCCCUAGACCAGCUUAAGCUGUCACCAAUGGAAGACAAGCAGUGGCCUUCUGAUGACCUGGCCAGCAUGAGCAAGUCUGAAACGAAUAUCAAACAUUUGGGUCAGGAUUCCCACCUGUCCUGGGAUGACCCUUACUAUGAUAUUGCCCGACACCAAAUCGUGGAGGUGGCUGGUGAUGACAACUUUGGCAGGAAGGUCAUAGUGUUCAGUGCCUGCCGGAUGCCUCCACACCACCAAUUGGACCAUCAGAAGUUGCUGAAGUACCUGAAGCACACUCUGGACCAGUAUGUGGAGAGUGAUUACACCCUCAUCUAUUUCCACCAUGGUCUCACCGGCGAGAACAAGCCCUCCCUCGGCUGGCUCAGGGAUGCCUACCGGGAGUUUGACAGGAAAUACAAGAAGAACAUCAAAUCUCUGGUCAUAGUCCACCCCACCAUGUUCGUUAGAACACUCCUCAUCUUAUUUAAACCUCUAAUUAGCUUCAAGUUUGGACGCAAGAUUAGUUACAUCAACUACCUGAGUGAGUUAGAUGAGCUACUGAAGUGUGAGCAACUCGUCAUUCCAUCCCGAGUGAGAGAAUAUGACGAAAAGAUUCGUCAGGCUUUGAAGCCUUCUGCACAGGGCCCAAAGUCCCCACCACGCAGUCCACCUCUGCCUAACCAGCAGUUUGGAGUGUCCCUGUCGGUACUUAACCUUAGGGGAGCAGACCCUGGGGAAAUCCCAUUGGUUAUGCGAGAUACCAUUGAGUUCUUGAAGGAACAGGGUCUUGAGAUGGAGGGAAUCUUCCGACGCUCUGCCAAUGUCACCCUGGUGAGGACUAUUCAAGAGAAAUACAACUCCGGAGAGGAAGUCAAUUUUGCUCAGAUGGAAGAUGUGCACUUGGCUGCUGUCAUGCUUAAGACAUUCCUGAGGGAGCUUCCUGAACCCUUACUCACAUACCAGCUGUACAAUGACAUCAUCAACUUCCAAACAGACGUUGACAAUUCCUCUCAAGUAGUGACCAUACGGAACUUGUUGAAAAUGCUCCCACAAGAGAACUACGCUACGCUGAAGUACCUCAUCCAGUUUCUAGCUGAAGUGUCAGCACGGUGUGAGGUGAACAAGAUGAACAACGCUAACCUGGCCGUGGUGUUUGGGCCCAAUUUGCUUUGGGGCCAGGAUGCUGCCAUGACGCUCAGUGCCAUCGGACCCAUCAACAACUUCACAAAAACCCUGCUGGACAACUACCAAGAGGUCUUCUCUGCUUAGAACUUCCCCUCCCCCCACUUCCCCUUCCUGUCGGCCCAUCUAUGCUCUUCCUCUAUUAGAUCCAUCUCAGUGUAGCUUCAAUGUGACCCUAGUCCCCCUCUGUGUUGCCAAAUGCAUGGGUGUUGUGAGAGGCCGAAGACACACAAAAGAUAAAGAUUCUGAGGGUAAAAAGAUGAGUGGUCUUAGAAGAUGAGAAGAUGCAGGGAAUUUUCACCUUGAUCUGGACCAACUCAGCAAAUUAUUUUUUUGAAAUAUGAAAGAUCAAUAAUUUUGGUACUGUAAAUAUGUGGACAAUCAGUUGUAGCCCUUUCCCACUGAACUGCCCCAGCUGUUGAAUGCUGCUGUUGUAGACAAUAUCACUUUGAAGGUACUGAACAUAAUAAGUAGUUUGCGGGGUGAAUAUUUGGGAUUUCAAAUUCUGAAAAUUAUUUCAUGUUGGGAUGACUUUCAUAGGGCUUAUUUUUCAUUCAGGUAUGAAACGGCUGUUAUGGAUCCUCUGAAGAGACCGAAAUGUUAGUCAGGGAUUUUUUUUUCCAUGUCUUAUUUUUCCAGUUAAGGAAAAAUAGCAGAUGGUCGUCUCACUUAGAUACAUAGUUUGCAUAAAAGUAUGUACACAUAUGAAGCACUAAAAUUUAAAAGCUUGAAUGGUUUUUAAAUUUCUGAAUAUAUUUUAUGAUACUUGUGUAUACAUUGUGUAUUGCCUUCUUACCUUUUCUUUUUAUUGGCUGUAUAACAUGCAAAAUCAGUUAGGGUGGAUGUUUGAGACAUUUAAAGAUCAUGUUAUUAUCUUCAUAGGUAAUUAUAGCCUAAUCAUCUAAUCAUACUUACAAUACAUUUUCUGCAAGUGUUAUUUUUAUGUCUGUUUUUUGGGACACUAGAGUCAAUAUCAGUCCAGUUGUAGUUCAUGUGCAUUUUAAUUUGACCAAAUUUAACAACAGUAAUGCUUUGCACACCAUCUGUUCAGUAACCACAGGGGACCAUAUGACGUGGGUUAUAUUGAUAAUCUGUAAAGUAUAAGCUCAUUUAAGAUGGGCUGCAGAGCUCAGUAAAACUAGUACAGAAUUUUUGCUCUGGUUAGUGAAGUCUUAAGUGCUUUUGGAUGGAAAUCCUUCCCACUGCCGUCUAAAGUUGCAAAGCGCAUCUGGGGCUGAUACUGGGGCUGUAUCCUGCUAUUUCAAAAGAUCCACCAGACCAGGAGGUGUUCUAACCACCUUAAAUUUAAGAACAUUUGGACAUAUUUGGAAAGUAUUGGGUGGUGUAUCACAUUAACAUUAUCAUGGUGGAACCAAUGCUGUGUCUACAAACAAGCAACAAUGUUAAGGUCCCUGGCUGUGGGCAGCCUGACUCUUCCCACUGGUUGUACUCUCUUAAAACAUUAACAUGUUCAUAUUUCUACAUACUGUAAUUUUACCGGCAAUCACACAAAGUAGUUUAAGCAAGAAGCAUCUAUAUGCAUACGGGAUAAUCAAAUCAUUCCAAAAAUCAAGUAUAUUUUUUGGUUAUUGAAUCCUGGCAUCUACCUGCAAGAUGUUUUGUGCAGCUCACCCUUAAUUUCACCGCAUCAAGUUACCUCCUUUGCCCUUUUCUACACAUGAUUAAUCAACACUCUUGCUGAAGAUAUUAGGUUGGACAACAGCCUACAUAUAAUGAGGAAGUGGUCUAGCAUAACAGUGAGCCUGUGAUCUCUGCGCCUAAUUCUCUUUUGCCUGUGAUAUGACUGUGGCACCCUUGAAGAUACCUCUGAUGUUUCCUACCCAAUGCAAUAGAGAUAUUCUUGUGCAUUCACCAUUCUUGUCCUGUGUUUGAACUUGUGCUUUGUUGUGUUGUGGUGUUCUCCAAAGAUGUAGAUUCCUCCUAACCCCAGGCUACCAGUCUGUCAAGGAAUAGUGGUCGGUUCUGGGAAGAAUUUAGUUUUAGUCCGUGAAGACCAAGAAAUCAACAUAUUUAUGUAAUUGAUGGUGUGUGUACGAGUAUUUGACCUAGACACUACAGGAGCCCACUAAGUUUCAAUUCUCUGGGAGUUGGGAGUCCGAAACACAGUAUGUGUGCAUCUGGCUUGAGGUCAUUAUUUUAAGUACUAAAGAUACAUUUUCAGUACCUGUCAGUCUGUGGAUUGAGUGUUUUCACUGCUCGGCAGGCAAAGGCAUUAAAGUGGUAUCCUUCCCUUCAAGUUGUAUUUGAAGUUUCAGCAAUGAGUCAUCUUUGUCUUCAGUAAAUUUAGACCAAUGCAAACUGAAAGAGUUUGCACUGUGGUGCACUUUGUAAGGUAGUAGAUAUUUAAAAAGCCAGAUGAAUUGUUUUCAUUAAAAUGUUGUAUUCCUCUUAUUCAAGUGAACGUACCGUUUACUGUGUAUGAAAACGUCAUGUCUGUCAGUGGCUUUUUUAUUUUUUAGGUCCUCAACUUUUGUGUAUGUGUGCCUUAAAAAAAGGACAGGACAUUACUUUAGCCAUCAAAAAACCACUGAUCCAGUACCGUGAAAUUUGUGCCAUUUGGUUUUUCUGUAAUUCCAGCGCCAAUCUGUUUACCUGUGAUGUGGACAAUUUUCUGCUUGGGAAAAAAAAAGUUUCUUCUUUGCAAAGAUCUUUGUUUUCAUCAAGGCUACUCAAUUAUAAUGUUUUGCUUUUGAAAUCCUAGUUUUGUAUAUCAUUUGUGGUGAAUGAAUUCAAAGAUAAAUAAACUAUAAAAGAUGAAA